Babjeviella inositovora NRRL Y-12698 is the source of this 2300-nucleotide messenger RNA. It is a transcript of the gene CDC20, whose product is annotated as ubiquitin-protein transferase activating protein. Gene Ontology annotation, molecular function: protein binding; ubiquitin ligase activator activity; anaphase-promoting complex binding. Gene Ontology annotation, biological process: positive regulation of anaphase-promoting complex-dependent catabolic process; positive regulation of ubiquitin protein ligase activity; anaphase-promoting complex-dependent catabolic process. The record is from RefSeq and is a predicted model, not a curated record. Bases 331 to 1917 code for a protein of 528 amino acids. The transcript has a single exon. Gene Ontology annotation, cellular component: anaphase-promoting complex. Lineage: Eukaryota; Fungi; Ascomycota; Pichiomycetes; Serinales.
AUGCGCGGCACGAAAUUUCACAUUUUUGUACCCCCUAGCGCUGCUCCACGCCUGAGACCGCAAACACCCUCACCAGUUCUGGAAAGCAUGCAUACUGGUUGUUUUGCUACCGUCCGCUUUGAGCCAGUCGUUUCUUUUUGCGUCCUUGCUCCUGGAAGGAACUGUCAUAACUUGAGGGCUAUUUCCUCUAGCUUUCGCCUUCAUACGAUCAAUCACACUUUAAAGCUCCCUCACCAAACAAAGACCAUACCAUUCGUUUACCCUCUCCUGGUCUUCAUUCUCGGGCAUCUUUGACCUUUCAGCAUUAGCAUUCAGCAUUGGCAUUCAUUCAUGUCGCUAUACCUCGACACGCCAAAGUCAACGACCUCACAUCGCCACGGAAGCACCAAGUGCAAUGCAGACCCGUUGCCUUCCCCGUUCGGGCGAAAACCGCUUCUCACAACGUCAGUGAAUCGUCCGGCAACUGCAUCGCCCCACAAGCGCGUGGCCUUCAACCCAGUAUCGCCCACCCCGCAAGCAGCAAAGAGUCUUCUUUCACCAAAAUUCGACGUAGUAAAGUCAGACUGGCUCAGCGAACAGGCCACGCGCACGUGCUCUCCCGGACGGCGCCGGCUCGUUCGGACCCUGACUGCGGAUCGCUUUAUCCCGUCGCGCGCGCUGACCGCGCACCGCCUCCACGACGACGCACCCGCACCCGCGGCCAGCGCGUCGCCCGAAACAUACAUCCGUGCACAAACCUCCAAGUACUACAAAUCCUCCGUUGCGGUGGCUUGUGGCUUGGACAUGAACCAGCGCAUUCUCCAGUUCCAACCCGCACCGCCAGAGCGCAAACCCACGAUCGACCUACUCGGCCGAGGCGUCCAAACCGUGACGCGCACGCUCAAACCAUCCAUCGUCGCCGCGCGCGCGCGCAAGGUGCCCACCAGCCCCGAGCGCGUGCUCGAUGCGCCUGGAAUCGUGGACGAUUUUUACCUUAACCUCCUCUCCUGGUCGCCACAAAACCUCCUCAGUAUUGCGCUCGAGCUGUCUAUAUACAUCUGGAACGCAUCUACUGGCCAUGUGGGGUUUCUCACCGAAACGGACGUGCUUGUAUCAUCGCUCCGGUGGCUGGACGAUGGAUGCUAUCUCAGUAUCGGUAAGGAAAACGGGUCUCUCGAAGUCUGGGACAUAGAGUCCAAUUCCAAGCUCCGUACGAUGAAGGGCUCCGACGAUCUUACGCGGCUUCUGUCGCACUGCUGGUCGUCACACCUCAUCACGUCUGGGUCGCGCGCGGGCAACAUCGUACACCACGACGUACGUGUGCUGCAGCACGCAGUACAGACGAUCACGAACGCGCACAAGGCCGAGGUGUGUGGCUUGGAGUGGCGCGCGGACGGUAUGCAGUUUGCACUGGGCGGCAACGACAACGUGGUGCAUCUCUGGGAUGCGCGUGCAGCGGUGCCGCGUUUCAGCAAGACCGCGCACAACGCCGCGGUUAAGGCGCUCGCGUGGUGCCCCACACAGACGAGCUUGCUCGCCACCGGUGGCGGAUCCACCGACAAAUACAUUCAUUUCUGGAACACCACCACGGGCGCGCGCGUGAAUUCUAUCGAUACUGGGUCCCAGAUCUCGUCCCUUAAGUGGGGCUACAGCUAUGGAACGGGGCAGGAGAUCAUGGCAACACACGGGUAUCCAGAUAACUCGAUAGGGGUCUACAGUUAUCCAACGUUGCAGAAGACGGGGGAGAUUGUGCGCGCGCACGAUUCGCGCAUAUUGCACAGCGCAUUAUCGCCGGACGGCACUACUGUCGCAACAACAAGCGGCGAUGAGAAUCUAAAGUUCUGGAAGGUGUGGGAUUUGCCAAAGGCGCGGGUAGGCGGCGAGAGUACGCUUGCAGAGAAUGACAAACAGAUGCGGAAGGUUAUGACGAUUAGAUAGUGAACCGAUAACUGUGAUUGUUUGCCUUUUUGGUUUACUGGACAUAAAGCUAUAAGCGCAGAGGAGGAGUAAAAUUCCAGGAUAAAAACUGGACACAACAAAAGCCAAGCACUGCCUACGGAGAAUAAAAAGUAAGGAAAUAUCCACAAGCAUGGUGAUUCACAGGCAUAGCGAUUUACAAUCUGGUUUGUUUGCUCACGGUGCACUGGCCAAAUCUUGAAUGGAAUAUGCAUAUUGGUGUGGUUACAAAAUUCAGUUGGCCAUCCGUCUCACCAAAGCUCUUAAAAGGUUUUAAAUCUUCAUCAUGGCUAAUUGCUUUGAAUUCACGUGCCAUCAAAAAUAGUCUUUGAGUAAGUAAUUUAAUUACAUUAUUAGUAUCCCGG